This is a messenger RNA of Anas platyrhynchos (mallard), 7110 nucleotides long. RefSeq names its product KH RNA binding domain containing, signal transduction associated 2 (gene KHDRBS2). Gene Ontology annotation, cellular component: nucleus. Lineage: Eukaryota; Metazoa; Chordata; Aves; Anseriformes; Anatidae. Gene Ontology annotation, molecular function: poly(A) binding; mRNA binding. Gene Ontology annotation, biological process: regulation of alternative mRNA splicing, via spliceosome. The record is from RefSeq and is a predicted model, not a curated record.
CCCCGCGCAGUGAGGGGGGGAGGCGGCGCCGGGGGGGGGCGAGGGCAGCGCCCCGCCGCGGGAGGGGGCGGCUGGGGCUGCGCCGCGCUACGCACCUGCGGGGCGCCGAGCGAGGCGGGCGAGGAGGAGGAGGGAGAAGAAGAAGAGCAGGAGGAGGAGGAGGCAGCGGCCAGAGGCGCGGAGCCAGCCGGCGGCCGCGCAGCCCGCCCCCGGCUUGGCCAGCCGGCGCGGCCCCGAGGAGAUGGAGCAGGAGAAGUACCUGCCCGAGCUGAUGGCAGAGAAGGACAGCCUGGAUCCCUCCUUUGUUCACGCCAUGCGCCUGCUUGCCGACGAAAUUGAAAAAUUUCAGGGUUCUGAAGGCAAGAAGGAAGAUGAAGAAAAGAAAUAUCUUGAUGUUAUCAGCAACAAAAACAUAAAGCUGUCAGAAAGAGUUCUGAUCCCUGUCAAACAAUAUCCAAAGUUCAAUUUUGUUGGGAAAUUGCUUGGACCAAGAGGAAACUCCUUGAAGCGGUUACAAGAAGAAACAGGUGCAAAAAUGUCUAUCUUGGGGAAAGGCUCCAUGAGGGAUAAAGCCAAGGAGGAAGAACUGAGGAAAAGUGGAGAAGCCAAAUAUGCACACUUGAGUGACGAGCUUCAUGUAUUAAUUGAAGUGUUUGCUCCACCUGGGGAAGCAUAUUCCCGUAUGAGUCAUGCCUUGGAAGAAAUAAAAAAAUUCCUCGUUCCAGAUUAUAAUGAUGAAAUUCGUCAGGAGCAGCUGAGAGAGCUAUCAUAUUUGAACGGUUCUGAGGAUUCAGCACGUGGACGGGGUAUUCGAGGAAGAGGGAUCCGUGUGCCACCUGCAGCUCCUUCAAGGGGCCGUGGGGGUGCGAUUCCUCCGCCCCCACCUGGACGAGGUGCCCAAGCCCCCAGAGGAGCACCAGUGACACGUGGAGCACUUCCCGUCCCACCAGUAGCGAGGGGCGUUCCUACCCCUCGAGCAAGGGGUGCCCCGGCAGUCCCAGGCUACAGACCACCCCCUCCACCUGCACAUGAGGCAUAUGAAGAAUAUGGAUAUGAUGAUGGAUAUGGGGGUGAAUACGAUGAUCCAAGCUAUGAGGCAUAUGAUAACAGUUAUGCCACCCAAACACAAAGGGGGAUAGGGUCACUUGUAGAAGAAACCAUGACAGAACCUUGGGAUCAGACUAGAACGAACCCUACAAUAAUCUUCAAGGCUGAAUGAGCUAAGAGACAUCUCAAGGGCACUGAAAUGGAUACAAAAGCAACUUGAAGAAGGACAGCCUGAUCAUCACAAUGCAGGUCUGUUGAGGCACCACCAUUGUCCGGGAUUCAUGGGCUGAGAACACUAGAUCACCAGGCGAAGAGGAUGAAAUCUUUUGUGAGAGGAUAUAAAAGAACUGCCUGUUUCAUUACAGUCUGAUAGAGGAUCAGACUGUACUGCAUGCAAAACAUGGCCAAACCCCUCAGCCAAGACCAAGAAAAUGAUUUUGCAGAAGUAGAUCCGUUGCUGGUGAAUCAGCUGAGAACCCUGAUGCAGAAAGCAGAGCCACGUUCAGCUCUUACCACAUCUGUAGUCAUCUCCACUGACCUUUGUGUCUCUACUAGCACCAUCAGUUUAAUUUCAAAGGUACCAUGUCUCACAGCAAAAAAGAGAUAUUAAGGAAUUCUGUGAGUGACUGACCAAUCAGGGGACAUAACAGAAAGGGUAUAUUCUAUUUAAACCACUUGUGCAUAACCUAACCAACCACAUGCAGUGUAAACAACGGUGCCUGUAAGGGAAAUAAAAAAGAAGUCAAAGAUUGUCCCAUCAAGCUUAAAAUUUGGGUUUGAUAUAAUUUCCCUGUUCCACAGCAUCUGGCAUGAACAUUCAAACAUUGAGUCUUUUUCUUUUUUUUUUGUCUUUUUUUUUUUGUGACCAGGUAGCUGGUACAUUGGCAAAGGCUUUCUGGGCUGCUUUCCUCUUUUUUUUUGCUGUCAGUCUGAGCAGGUACUUAUUAAAGAAAGAAGUCUGUGACCCCCAUCCUAAUCUCUAAAUAGGCCUGCAAAAAAAUCACAAAACCUGUAAUGUACUAACAAGAAUAAAUAAUUCAGUGAUGAAAGAUAGAGGAAAACAGUGCAAACCAUUGCUGAGUUACAGAUCCCACCCCAUAGUUGCACAGGCCACCUCAUGACAUACCUUAUCUAUGUUGUAUGCUGCACCAUUACAUAGAUGAAGAUCACUCCUCUUGCCUGUCUGGACCUAGACCCACUAAUGGUAACAUCCCAGUUUUAGUACCUUGAACCUAGCAGUUUUUGGCAAAAUAUUUACUGUUAAUCUUGCAAAUUUGUUAUGUAAUACAUAACAAAUAGGCAACGGUCCUCUAUACAGGUGUUCCAUGCUGGCAUACAGAUCAUUUUGGGACAGUGAUUGGGUUUGCAGUGUGCAUUUGACAAACUAAAACCAAAACGCUAAGCCAAUAACCAAACAUCUGUUUCUGAUGUUGUUUAAGAUCUAAAUGGUAAUACAGAAUCUAAUCGUAACGUAAAAUGUCAUUAAUGUGUCUGAAAUACAUUCUAAGUUUCAGAGAAUGUCAAGUUGACGGGCAUAGUUUCAUCUAGCUGAAUCAUAGUUUCAUCUAAGCAUCAUAGUUUCAUCUAAUUCAAAAAAUAUAGUUAUCUGUGGUUGAUCCCUAUAACUGCGCUGUCGUAUGCAAAGUCCCAUUGGGUUUCUGUUUCUUAGUUUUAAUAACAAAAAUAUAACAAGAAAAAAAUAUUUCAGGACAUGUAUACUGCCAAGUCCCUUUUCCUGCUAUGGCAAAUAGUUGCUAUGACCAUACCAAUAUAAUAGCUCAAUAACAAUAUAUUCAUAGCAAUACCUAUCAAUUCAACCAGUAGUAUUCUGAUAUUAGUAAGUCAAUCUUCAAGGUCUUUUCCAGCCUGAAUGACCCUCCAGUUUAAUAUCUUUAUAAGUGACAUAGACAGUGGAAUCAAGUGCACCCUCAUCAAGUUUGCAAAUCUUUGUUCAACCAGUUAAUGACAGGACAAGGGUGAAUGGCUUUAAAAUAAAAGAGGGGAGAUUUAGUUUAGAUGUUGUGAGGAAAUUCUUUACUCAGACAGUGGUGAGGCACUGUAACAGGUUGCCCAGAGAGGUUGUGGAUGCCCCGUCUCUGGAGGUGUUCAAGACCAGGUUAGAUGAGGCCCUGAUCUAGUAGGUGGCAUCCCUGCCUAUGGUUAGAACUAGGUGAUCCUUAAGGUAUCUUCCAACUCAAGUCAUUCUAUGGUUCUAUGACUCUAAGGUUCCAUGAUUCUAGUCUCUGCAAUUCUGAUUCUCUUUCUUAUAUUGAUAUAGACUUAUUGAAAAUACCAAGAGCACAUUCAGCCACUGAGGUUGAAUAUACCAGAAGUUAAUGACUUUGAAAAGAAACUUUAUUUUCUCAUUUAUUCUUGCUUCUAUUAUUAAAUUCAUGUGAUCUACUGUACAGCUUAUACUUAUAGCUCCCUUUUCUGCAGUGUGGAAUUCUAGUACAGGAGAUUUAGGGAUCACUUACUCGUUGAUCUGAUAUGCAGGAAUAUAGCAUGGACCACAGUUCAUCCCAUGUCAGUUAUGUGAUUUAAGGUACAAUCACUUCGGUGCUGAGACAUACUGCAAAAUGAUUUAGGAAAAAAAGCAAAGAACAUUUUAUCAAGCUAAAUCUCCAGGAAUUAUUUACAUCAACAGAGUGUAUUUGCCUGAGCUCCAAAUCAUCCUUUUUGCCUUUCUUUGACUGCCAGGUAUCAAGACUUCAUAUGUACAUCUAAUUCCAGAGACGUCUUCUUCACAAGCACAGUGCUACAGGUGAAAUAGCACUUUCAGACUAGUACAAUUCUAAAACCACCAGUACAUAAUUAUGCUGGGGAUACAAGUUAUUUCAUGUAUCCUAUCAAGGGACUGUCCUAUUCUAGCUCCUUUUGGACUCAGGAAAAAAUGUUGGUUCUAUGUUUCAGUAACAGAAAUUUACUUUAGGGAAACGAAAAUAAUAGUAAAACAGAGCUAAAGUGCUAAGGAAUGUCCCCCAGUGCAGAUUUAAAACCACAUUUGACAAAUUGCAGUAAAUAAUUAUGUAAAUAAAUUUGUGUUUUCCUAGAGGCAGAUGAAAUGAUCUAGGUGACAUCCUGAGGUCUCUUUUACAUCUAUCUUCUGUUACCUUUUCCCCUUUUUGCUCACGCAUAACUAGGUUUAUUUCAAGAUAACAACACAGGGUGAUCCAAUUAGAUUCAGGAAGCUGUUCUGUUGUGAGUAUAAAGAAAGUAACCCAAUUUUGAAACUCCAGCUUGCUUUGAGUGGUUUGUAUGUUUGAUAGAAAUCCUUUUAUGAACAACUAAAAUGAGAUAUUUCAAGCUCUAAAUACGUAAUGAAUUCAUUCAUAGAAUAGGACACUGGCUUUCACAUAUUUUGCAUAUCGUGUUAAAUUGCAAUAAGUCUGUUCCUUCAGGAUGACCUCAUAAUAAUGAUAUCAGAUCUUAAAUUUUUGCAGAUAACAUUUUCAUCUAGAUAUAUAAAUGUACACAAACUGAAAUCUAUAAUACGGUACAAUGCAGUACUGGCUGAACUUUCAGUUUUAGACUGUUUCCUUAGUUAUGUUGAGAAGGUGCCAAAUUCAUUAGGGGAAGAAAUCCUAAAUACAAAACUAUCAAGAAAAUGAACAGUUAUUAAUUUUAUUUAAUGCUACAAAGGAAAAGAAUCAUGGCCUAUUCAUGUGAAGUAUAAACUAUCUAAGGUGCUACUUUUACUUUCAAGUAUUGAAGUGGACUUCUUACCACAGUACCAGAGUACAUGAAACAGUGGUUAAUGCAAAUUGCAAUGCAGAACCUGUUUUGUCAGCCUUCUCACUGUUAUCUGUAGUCACAAGAAGAAUAAAUAAUUCUGCCAAGAUUCUGCAAGAGUGAACUGCUAAAAACCUUCUGCUUCAGAUGUGAGGGACAGAUAGCAGCAACGUUUAGAUUUUUCACAGCUUUUACUGAUGUAACUGCUGUAUUGGAGCAGUUUACAGGCCACGUUUGUCCCUGUAAGUGACGUUUAAAGUGUUAAUUCAUUAGCAUCGUUGUAAAGUGUAUCAGUCCAAGCAGGGGAUCAGCACAAUGGUACUGAAAAUCUUAUGCUUUUUUCAACUACCUUUGAGUCAAAAAUCUUCAAAAGCUUCUUACCUACAUGGUGGAAAUGUUUCUUUUAUUCUGUUUCAGGCUUUGGCUAAACAGAUACUAAAACCUUACUAAAAGUAGAACCUUUUCUGAUACAUCUUUUGAAGGAAAACUUCAUCUGGAAACUUUUGAAAAACUAAUCAGAAGUUACUUGGAGAAAAAAAAAAAAAAAAAAAAAAAAAAAAAACAUUGCCAGUAGCAAAUAGCAGUUGUAUAGCAGGUACAUUCUGAUUCCUAUUUACAGAUUUAGUCUUCAGCACUGUAAUGUUUUCAUGCUUAGAUAAUAGGGAAGCCUACAUGUUUCCUACAACAUAUUCAAAUGACAUCAGUUUCCUUACCUACUGAUAGACAUUUUUCAGGGAGAAGGCCGGGGGAUUGUAGUAACUUCCUAUCUCUUUUCAGUGUCUCUAGUGAGUCUGUACCUACCCCUUAUAGGUGCAGUGUAGUUCAACAUUCCCUGUCUGUGGUUUCCAAAUACCUACCCUCUCUCCAAUUGAAUCCCCAAUAAUAAUGCUGGGGAGGGAUUUUCAAGCAAAAGGUGGAAGAUAUCUAUGCUGAAUACCAAAGCAAUUGAAUAUGGAACAAAUAUUUCUGAACAGUCUUAAGACAGAGAAAAUCACAAUGAUAUUUACAUAUGUCCUUUCCUAAUGUCUUUCUGAGGAGCUUUAGUAAACAUCAUUUGUCAGAUUUAUAUGUUGUGAUUGUAUUCAGAAGGAAAAUACAGAGAGAGGUCAAUGAUCUUCCUUGAGGAUAGAAUGAGUUCAAAUAAAUGCUUAAAGCAAUGAACAGAUACAUUUAUUCGAUCAACCAGUCCCACUGUUUUGGUUUUUUUUGUUCGUUUGUUUUUGUUAUAUCUACUAGCUUUGUAAAAAGCUCCUGCUUUUUACAGUGUUGGAGUGAAAUGUUCAUAGUUAAGUGAAACAUUUUUGUCCUUAGUUUAGAAAUGAUAGUUAGACAGGACUGUGAAUAAUCAUUAACUUAUUUAGCAGAUUCUCACAUGAGUAAAUCUUUUGGCAAUAUGAUUGGAGGUUUUAUCAUUUUUCCUUCAUAAUCAAAAUAUUCCUGUAUAGCUAAAUAUAUAGACACAAAUAUAAUCCAAGCUGCUAUAGGUACAUCGGUUCUUUUUAAAAUGCAAUAUCCUUUAUUAUUUUUCACUAUUAUACAUUCUCUCACUUUUUAACCAGAAUGCAAUGUAUUUAUACUUUGUCAUAUUUCAUUUUAGCUUUGCGCUUUUAUCCACCUGUUCAUAAAUAAAGAUUUCUCUGUAUUUUAUUUCCAACCCAUUAAAAUCAAUCAAGCCAGGAAGCCUAGAAUAUGACACUUUAUGUAUCUUUACAGCAAUCCACUUACGACAUUCAUCAUCAGAAACUGUUUUCAAAUGCCACUUCUCAUUUACUUGAUUCUAUGAGCAAAAUGAAAAUUUAGCUGCUCUGAAGUAAAGUUUUUUUUUCUCUAAAACUGGGUAGGAUUCCUAAAAUUCUGUAUCACUCCCUUUGCAAAUACUAUGUCUGCAGAUAUUUUAUAUUCUAUUCUGAAAUAGUAAUAAUUUUGUGUGUAUGAGAAAAAUACAAAGGGAUGGAGAAUAUUUGAAUAGAAAUCCCCAUGUAUAAAUCCCCAUGCAUCUGUGGUUGUAGCCCAUAAAUGGAAUUUUGGUUUCUAUUUCAAACUUUGCAAAAACUUCAGAAUCCAAAAUUAUCUUGCAUUUUAGAAGGCUCUCUGCACCUAUCCUUUAUAACUCUACUGGCUUAAUUCUUUCUUUAUUUUUUUUUUUUAAUCAGAGUUGCGGUAACGUGAACUCAAACAAGAAAACACCAGAAACAGAUGAAAUCUAGUUCAACUUCAGGCAUAUUGUAAGCUACAGAAUAAAUCCAAAGAGUAUUGUAAAGGAGACAUUCUUCUCAGGUAAAAAUAUGAAUGCUAUCAAAAUUGGGCUUUCAGAAAAGAAAAAAAAAAAAA